Messenger RNA from Coregonus clupeaformis (lake whitefish), 4594 nucleotides. Its product is annotated as SLIT-ROBO Rho GTPase-activating protein 3. Lineage: Eukaryota; Metazoa; Chordata; Actinopteri; Salmoniformes; Salmonidae. Gene Ontology annotation, molecular function: protein binding. The transcript is spliced from 21 exons. Gene Ontology annotation, cellular component: cytoplasm. The record is from RefSeq and is a predicted model, not a curated record. Gene Ontology annotation, biological process: negative regulation of cell migration; signal transduction. Bases 388 to 3840 code for a protein of 1150 amino acids.
UCGAAGGGAAAAGGGUGGCUGGAAAGGCGCAUGGAAAAUCGCACGAUGCAACCCUUGCUGCAAGGCAGUGGUUAUAUUGAAACAUAUAAUUUACCGAACAUGCAGUAAAUGCAGAUUAUUUUGUAUUUUGUAUUUUUACAGACAUUCUCAAAUGUUAUGUUGACGAGGGGUGUUAUCCUGAUUUGUUUUGCACUUUUAAUCAGUUCAAAAUCGCAUUGAUCGCCUUGCAACCUCAAACGCAAUUUGGGACCCUAAAGUUCUCUGAAACGCAUGAAGCCCACCCUGCUUUACGCAUUUGACUGUUUAUCUGCCGAAGAGAUUUGUAGGCUACUUUGUGUCGUCGCAAGGCGAGGUCUAUAAGCUUCCAUCAUUAAUUCCUAAAGAAUCAUGUCAUCUCAUACGAGAGUCAAGAAGGACAAGGAGAUUAUUGGGGAUUACGAGACUCAAGUGAAAGAGAUCCGUAACCAAUUGGUGGAGCAGUUCCGUUGUCUUGAGCAGCAGUCGGAAUCCCGGCUACAGCUGCUGCAAGACCUGCAGGACUUCUUCCGCCGCAAGGCCGAGCUGCAGCUGGAGUACUCUAGAGGCCUGGACAAACUGGCCGAGCGCUUCUCCGCCAAGAUACGUUCCUCCAGGGAACACCAGCACUUUAAGAAGGACCAGAACCUGCUGUCAACAGUAAACUGCUGGUACCUGGUUCUGAACCAGACGAGGAGAGAGAGCAGAGACCAUGCUACCCUCAGCGACCUCUACAACAAUAACGUCAUUGUCCGCCUGGCACACGUCGGAGAGGAUGUCAUCAGACUCUUCAAGAAGAGCAAAGAAAUCGGGGUGCAGAUGCACGAGGAGUUAGUGAAAGUCACAAACGAGCUAUACACUGUGAUGAAGACAUACCACAUGUACCACACAGAGAGCAUCAGCGCAGAGAGCAAGUUGAAGGAGGUGGAGAAACAGGGAGAAAAGCAGAUCGGCAAGGCCAAUGAUGUCAGCACCAGCCUCCUGCGCCAUGACGACCGCCAACAGCGACACAGCUCCGUCAAGAAGAUAGAGAAGAUGAAGGAAAAGAGACAAGCCAAGUACUCUGAAAACAAGCUGAAGUGCACUAAAGCGCGGAACGACUAUUUGUUGAACCUGGUGGCGACCAAUGCUCUGGUGGCCAAAUAUUACAUCCACGAUGUCUCUGACAUGAUAGACUGCUGUGACCUGGGCUACCAUGCCAGCCUGGCACGGACCCUGAGGACCUACCUGUCUGCAGAGUACAGCCUGGAGACGUCCCGCCACGAGGGGCUUGACCAGCUGGAGGGGGCCGUGGAUGCCAUGGAUGUCAGGGGGGACAAACACAGGGUCAUGGAUAUGCACAGCCAGAUCUUCUGCCCGCCCGCCCGCUUCGACUACCAGCCACACAUGGGCGAUGAGGUGUGUCAGUUGAGUGCCCAGCAGCCGGUACAGAUAGAGCUUCUGAUGCGUCACCACCAGCUCCAGUCCCGCCUGGCCACGCUCAAGAUCGAGAACGAGGAGGUGAGGAAGACUCUGGAUGCCACCAUGCAGACGCUGCAGGACAUGCUGACAGUGGAGGACUUUGAUGUGUCUGAGGCUUUCCAACACAGCCAGUCCACUGAGUCGGUCAAGUCUGCCUCGUCUGACUCCUACAUGAGCAAAGUCAACGUUGCUAAGAGACGAGCCAAUCAGCAGGAGACCGAGGGUUUCUACUUCACUAAAUUCAAAGAGUACCUGAAUGGCAGCAACCUUAUAGUGAAACUACAGGCCAAGUAUGACCUACUGAAGCAGACUCUGGGAGAAGGGGAAAGGGCUGAAUAUGGAACGACACGCCCCCCCACUCUUCCCCCUAAACCCAGGAGAAUGCGGAAGCCUAGACCUUGCUCUGUUUUUAAUCAUAAACUCUUUAACGGCAAUAUGGAGACCUUCAUCAAGGACUCAGGGCAGGCUAUACCAGUGGUGGUUGAGAGCUGUGUCCGCUACAUCAAUCUAUACGGCCUUCAGCAGCAAGGCAUAUUCAGGAUUCCCGGCUCCCAGGUCGAAGUCAACGAUAUAAAAAAUUCAUUUGAGAGAGGUGAGGACCCAUUGGUGGACGACCAGAGUGACCAUGACAUCAUGGCGGUGGCAGGGGUUCUGAAGCUGUACUUCAGGGGGCUAGAGAACCCACUGUUCCCCAAGGAACACUUCCUCGACCUCAUGUCUACCAUCAAACUAGACUCUGGUGCAGAGAGAGCUCAUCACCUUCAGCAGAUCGUUGUAACUCUUUCUCACCCCGUCAUCAUCGUCAUGAGAUAUCUGUUUGCAUUCCUCAACCAUCUAUCCCAGUACAGUGAUGAGAACAUGAUGGAUCCCUAUAACUUGGCUACCUGCUUCGGCCCGACUCUGAUGCCCAUACCUGAUGGUCACGAUCCUGUGGCCUGCCAGACGCACGUUAAUGAGGUCAUCAAGACCAUCAUCAUCCACAACGAGGUCAUCUUCCCGAGCCACCGUGAGCUGGACGGACCGGUCUAUGAGAAGUGCAUGGCUGGAGGAGAGGAGUACUGUGACAGUCCCCAGAGUGGUCCAGGUGCCAUUGAUGAAGUGGACAACGGUACAGGACCUCACACCAGUGAUGAUGAACUGGAGCAGAUCGAGGCCAUCGCUAAGUUUGACUACGUGGGGCGUACUUCCAGAGAGCUGUCCUUUAAGAAGGGGGCAUCACUGCUGCUGUACCUGAGAGCCUCUGAUGACUGGUGGGAGGGACGACACAAUGGAGUGGACGGACUCAUCCCACAUCAGUACAUCGUGGUGCAGGACAUGGAUGAUGCGUUCUCAGACAGUCUGAGUUGGAAGGCUGAGAGUGAGGCCAGUAGUCGACCCCACCAGGAGGACAGAGACAGAACCUCAUCCAGGAACCGUGACCGCAGCGCCCCUUGCGAACACACACAACAUACCCCUGAACACCGCUAUGGAGAUGCUCUUGGAAGGUUGAGGGUUCAUUCAGACGGUACUGUUAUCCCUUGCCGCAGGAGCACCGCCAACACCCACAGCCCCACCCGAGGUAUGGACACACUCCCUAAGGUCAUGCCCCGCCCCUGCAGCCCUCACAAGAUGGCUGUCAGCAGGGGCCGCAUGGACAGUCCAGAGAAACGCCAUCUCAGCACGUUCAGCAGCACAGGAAGUAUCAACCAUCCAGACAGAAAGUGCUUCCAUGAUGGCCCCGCCCUCAGACCCUCCCCCGGCUCCACCCGCCACGGUAGCCUUGGCGACCAGAAAUCACUGGCAGAGGACAUAGAGAAGACCAUGAACACAGCCCUGAACGAGCUGUCUGAGCUGGAGCGGCAGAACGUGGCCAAGCAUACCCCCGACGUGGUCCUGGACACCUUGGAGCCCCUGAAGCAGCAGCACCCCUCCUCCUCUGAGCCCCCUGGCAGCCCCCUCCACACCAACACCAUGGUCAUCCGGGACCCUGACGCCGCCCUGCGCCGUAGCAGCAGUUCCUCGUCCUCCGAGACCAUGAGCACCUUCAAACCGCCCCUGACAGCACGGAGGCCCAGCGCCCCUCUCAGGUCGCCUCCGGUCAGACCGCUCCGGCCUGCUCCCAUCCACUCGGGACAUGGCCAGGGACAGGGGCAUGGCCAGGGACAGGGGCAUGGACAGGGACAGGGGCAUGGACAGGGACAGGGGCAUGGACAGGGACAGGGGCAUGGACAGGGGGGACAGGGGCAGCACAGGUCUAGUAGUUCCAGCUCCUCAGGCCUGGGUAGUCCAGCCUCUAUCACCCCCACAGACAGGGUGUUCCCCAAGACUCCGUCCCUGUCCCCCUCCACUUCCUCCUCGUCCUCAGACAAACAGGGUCACAUGUAGCCUGGCUGAGCAGGCUGCUGCAGUCACAGAAAGAGCCCAGGAACUAUAGAAACGACUGACUGAGCAGGCUGCAGCACACAGCCACAGGUCAGGAUAGGCAUACAUUAAUAACAACUGAGUAGGCUGCAGCCAUAUCCCAGUACAGGAGCUAUAGUAGGAACUGACUGGACAGGGCACAAUCUGUUCACAGCCACAGCCCAAGAGAUACAGUACAGAAGGAAGUGACUCGGCAGAGCACUGACUGACUGCUCAUAAUCAGCAUCUUCUUAAUUUCCUUCUGGCUGUGACAACAGACACAUUGAGACCUUGUCUCUAUGGGAACAAUAUUGACCACUAACUAGUAGGAGGUUGGAUUCAACAUGUAGGAUGAUGGCUGAUUGAUUGGUUUUAUUGACAGCUGAACGUCCACCAGGAUUGACUGUCUGCUUGUCGGUGGAGAUUAUGAAUCACUCAGAAGAAACAUGAACCCUACUAUGACAAUCAUUAUAAAGGAUGUUUCUACUCUCCCAAUGUGCCACAGAACAAACCUGAUCAAAGGGAUGCACUGGAUAACUCUUUGUUUUCUGUUGUAGCCAUAUAUAUAUAUAUAUGAUUGUAGCCUGCUAGUUUGUCUGAAUAACAAACCAUCUCAAAUGGAAGUUUGGUGUAUUUGAGCUGGGAGUCUAAGACUAGCGCCUUCUUCGUCUGCAGAUAGGAAGUCUCUCUCUCUCUCUCUCUCUCUCUCUCUCUCUCUCUCUCUCUCUCUCUCUCUCUC